AACCAUUUUAUGUAAUGGAAGCCAAACAUUAAGCUAAGGUAUAUUUCCCUAAAUAUAGAGUCAAACAGAACAAAUUACCGUUUGAAUCAAAGGAAGUUAAAGCCGCCGACCCGAAACCUUUGGAAAUACAACCUGCAGAUCUUUGUUUAAUUGCUUCCACUCACAAAAACCCUAGACUAACGCCGACCCUUUCACUGAUAUGGCAAGGGCUGCUCUUCUUCAUUUGUUAAGAUACCGCACGGCUGCCGCCGCCGCAGCUGCAGAACCUCUCUCCGCCUUUAGAUGCCAGCUGAUGACUAGAAGCAAUAGUAAGACACCAGCAGCAGGGAUUAAGUGGGCAGGUUUUUGCAGACCUUUCAGCUCAAAAGCUGCUCUAAAUGAUGUUAUCGGUAAUGAUACGGAUUCCAGCGUUGCAGUCAUGGAACCACAGGAACGAGUGGACCCAUUUUCCCUUGUUGCCAAUGAGCUAUCACUUAUUGCCACCAGACUGCGGUCAAUGGUAGCUGCUGAAGUUCCUAAUCUUGCUUCAGCUGCGGAGUACUUCUUCAAAAUUGGGGCUGAAGGAAAGAGGUUUCGUCCCACGGUUUUACUUUUAAUGGCGACAGCUUUGGAUGUGCAUAUACCUGAACUAUCUCCUCCUGGGAUUGGAGAUACCUUGCCAACUGAUUUGCGUACAAGACAGCAGCGUAUAGCUGAGAUCACUGAGAUGAUCCAUGUGGCAAGCCUCCUUCAUGACGAUGUCUUGGAUGAUGCAGACACAAGACGUGGUGUUGGUUCACUAAAUGCUGUAAUGGGCAACAAGUUGGCUGUUUUAGCAGGAGAUUUCCUGCUUUCUCGAGCUUGUCUGACCCUUGCUUCUUUAAAAAAUACAGAGGUUGUCACCUUAAUUGCAACAGUUGUUGAGAAUCUUGUUACUGGUGAAACCAUGCAACUAACAACUGCUUCUAAUAAACGUUUUAGCAUGGAAUAUUACAUGCAGAAGACAUACAACAAGACUGCAUCCUUAAUGUCAAACAGCUGCAAGUCAGUUGCCCUUCUUGCUGGGCACACAACAGUAAUCGCAAUGUUAGCCUUUGAGUACGGAAAAAAUCUGGGAUUAGCAUUUCAAUUGAUAGAUGAUGUUCUUGAUUUCACAGGCACAUCAGCAUCCCUUGGAAAGGGUUCUUUAUCUGAUAUCCGACACGGAAUCAUAACAGCUCCAAUCUUGUUUGCUAUGGAAGAAUAUCCUCAACUGCGUGCAGUCGUUGACAAGGGAUUUGACAACCCUGCAAAUGUUGACAUGGCACUCGAGUAUCUUGGGAAGAGUAGGGGAAUAGAAAGGACCAAGGAACUAGCCAUGAAACAUGCAAAUCUAGCUGCUGCAGCCAUUGAAUCACUACCCCAAAGUGAUGAUGAAGAUGUAAUAAAGUCAAGGCAGGCCCUUAUUGAUCUCACCCAAAGAGUUAUCACCAGAAAUAAGUGAAACAAAGACUAUCAAGUUAGUUUCACUAAUAUAGGUUUAUAUCAAUAAAACCCCAAAGUCCCUUUUGUAGUUAUUUUCUUGUAGCCGAUCACAAUUUUCUACAAAAUUAUUUUAGCUUUUGCCCUACUGAAAGAAAUUUAGUAAGGAGUAUUUUUUUUUUAAGAAAAGGAAAAUUCUUAUUCUUACCCUUGUAUUCUAAUACUUAUAUCUCAACUUGUGUAUUGCAUUUUCUUUUAAUUUGCAAAAAAUAAUAGUAAAAUUAAACCUUAUCAAUUCAUGGUUGUUGUUUUUUUAA
This is a messenger RNA of Gossypium raimondii (Peruvian cotton), 1757 nucleotides long. RefSeq names its product solanesyl-diphosphate synthase 1, mitochondrial. NCBI's taxonomy places the organism in Eukaryota, Viridiplantae, Streptophyta, Magnoliopsida, Malvales, Malvaceae. The record is from RefSeq and is a predicted model, not a curated record. Gene Ontology annotation, biological process: isoprenoid biosynthetic process; ubiquinone biosynthetic process. Bases 200 to 1462 code for a protein of 420 amino acids. The transcript is spliced from 13 exons. Gene Ontology annotation, molecular function: prenyltransferase activity. Gene Ontology annotation, cellular component: transferase complex.